Molecule: messenger RNA, 1170 nt
Organism: Fusarium proliferatum ET1
Lineage: Eukaryota; Fungi; Ascomycota; Sordariomycetes; Hypocreales; Nectriaceae
Exons: 1
Coding region: 1-1170 (389 amino acids)
Source: RefSeq, a predicted model, not a curated record
AUGGCUACCCAAGCCCAAUCCUCUAGUAGCUGUUCUGCUGCUCUUACAGUCACUGUUGAAGGCACUCCGCUUGACAUCAGAGCAGCCUCGAGAGAACAGCCCGAUGCUCUCCGCACGGCAUUGAUCAAGGCCCUGGGCUUGGUACAGCUCUCUCCUUCAGACUUGAUUCUCAUUCAACUUCAGGAGAGAUUUCGCGUCUCUCUCGAAGGCGCGCGAUCAAAAACACCGGAUCGCCUGUCCUCAGUCGUCUAUUCAUGCAAACGAAAUAGCACUGAAGAAACAUUAUGGGAGGCCCAGCUUUGGCACUACGGCGGGGCGCAGCUUGUCGAUGCUGUUCAGAGUGCCAUCGGUAAGGUCUCUCUGGAUGGCAAGCAAUCCUCCGACACCAUGGCGCCUCAUUUAGAAGUCGGGGGACAACCUGCUGUAACCGCUUUCUACCUCAUGAACUGCCCUGCGAACCUGGAUGAUUUUGAGAAGGUGAAGGACAAGUUCUUUGCCUACGGCGGCACGUUCACGCUGGCAGCAUGUGCCGUUGCGAUAUCUGACAAUGCCCAAGUCAUGGCCUUACUUGAGAGAUUGCCGCCAAACCACAAGAGUGAAUUGGUCGCGCAUCUGCUCUGCGUGAGGCCACACAGUGAUUUCUUCCGCAUCGUCCAAGUCGUCUUCACAUCAAAGGAACGCCCAAAAACGAUGAGAUGCCGUAUCGGACCUGCCCCCCGCAAACGCAGGAAUCGAGACGGAGAACAAGCCGCCACGACGAUAGAGGAGGAUGAACAGCCGUGCAAGAGACGAGCAAGGAGGGCCUUGACGCAGCACGCCACUGACAUGGCUUGCCAGCAUGUGCUACCCCAAACUCCACCCACGGCUAGGCUUGAGAAUUCCAACGAACUGGAAACCGUUAGUGACUCUUUGCCCUCAUACUUGCAUGGAGUCGGAGGAACGGGCAGUUUUCAGACCCUUAACAAGAGGGUUGAUCCAGCAGGUUCUUGUUCUGGUGAUGGUAAGACCCUUUUUGGCGUCCCAAGCUCUACCCCCGCGGCAGGCUUUCCAAGGUUAGGAAGCAUUCGAGCUGACUUGGACACGACAGACAUGCUUCUAGAUAGCAACAACUUCUCGUUCGAAUAUUACGGUGUUGAACUAGACACGCUCGACUUCUCUACACCUUUGUGA